Molecule: messenger RNA, 769 nt
Organism: Rhododendron vialii
Lineage: Eukaryota; Viridiplantae; Streptophyta; Magnoliopsida; Ericales; Ericaceae
Product: GDSL esterase/lipase At4g16230-like
Exons: 2
Coding region: 24-632 (202 amino acids)
Molecular function (GO): hydrolase activity, acting on ester bonds
Source: RefSeq, a predicted model, not a curated record
UUUACAAGCUUGGUGCCAGAAAGAUGGUAGUUUUUCAACUUGGGCCACUAGGUUGUUGGCCGUACGUUCUAAACAAGGUAAAAUCAACAAACAACUGUGCUGAAGAUGUAAAUAAAUUGGUUUCUACGUUCAAUGAGAAGCUCGGUGCCGAGGUCAAAGAACUAAGUGAAAAACUAGAGGGAUCAUCAUUUGUGACAGCAAGAAUAUUCGAUCUCAUUAGAAGCAUGAUCCAAAAUCCGAAGGAUUAUGGCUUUCAAGAAAUAAGAUGGCCAUGUUGUGCAACUGAAGAAAACGGAACCGGGUUAUGCAUAGAAGCUAACAAAUUUAAGGGCGAAGUAUCUCCUGAAGUUGUGAAAGCGAUGAUGCCUCCCGGCUUGGAUGUAGACCAAAGGGUAGCCCAAAUUCAAUUUCGGUGUUUGGAUCUUCCACCUCUUAACAUUACAUUACCUCGAACGAAGGAUGGAAAAGCACUAGCCGCUUUCUGUCCAGAAAGGAAGCUGUAUCUUUUCUUCGACGAACUUCACCUGACCCAGGGCGCUUACAAAGUUAUAGCAAACCAGUGCCUCAACAGUACUACUUCAGGCGGCAUUGGUUCUCCAUAUGGCAUCAACGACUUGGUUGAAGUCAAAUAAGACUGGUGUUGUAGAUGAGAUUCCUCAAACUUGCUUUGAUGGAAAUAAAUUUUUGACUCCUUGAAUUUCACCUUUUGGUUUCCUUCACUUGUCUCCUAGUAGUUUGCUAUGUCGUUUUCAAGGGUUCUGUAUUGUUA